CUUAUUUUCCUCAAAGUUACCGCACUGUGCUGCUCUGUGAAUGUCUCCUGCCUUUUAAAAACGCUGCUAUUAGACAUACACGGGGCCAAAGGGAACUUUUAUCUUAAUUAAUGGGAUAUACAUAUGGUUUUGCCGUAAGAGGAUUCGUUCUUCGUUGUACUAAAGACGAUUAGAAUAUCGCAAUGUCUCGAGUAGCGGAUUUGUCGAAACUUCGCCAGGAAAGGAUGAGAGAGAUCAAUCAGCGGAAUAAAGAGAAGGAGCGCAUGAGGGAGCGGGAGAGAGAAGCCAGGGAGCGCGAGGCACGCUACAGUAAUGGCCACCUCUUCAACUCUCUCACCGUGUCUGGAACCACGCUCUGCUCGGCCUGCAACAAGAGCAUCACCGCUAAGGAGGCCCUCAGCUGCCCUACCUGUAAUGUCACCAUCCACAACCGCUGCAGGGACACACUACCAAACUGUGUCAAAAUGAAACAAAAGCAACAGAAACUGGCGCUGAUGAGGAACAAUUCAGCCUAUCAGAAUGUGACGCUGAGGAAUAAAGCCCAUUUAAAGGAAAGGCCGAACUCUGCCAUCUACCCAUCAGACAGUCUUCGCCAGUCACUUCUGGGGUCCCGUCGCGGACGGUCUUCCCUCUUACUUUCAAAGAGCGUCUCCACCAAUAACAUUGCAGGGACUCUGAAUGAUGACUCUCCUCUGGGGCUGCGUAGGAUCUUGUCUCAAUCCACAGACUCACUCAACUUCAGGAGCAGAACCAUGUCCAUGGAGUCACUCAAUGAUGAGGGAGAGGGCUACUUCACCUCACUGCUGGAAGAUCUGGAGGAUGAAGGCCAGGAGUUUGAAGCAGAUUCCUGGAGCAUGGCAGUAGAUUCCACCUACUUACAGACCCACCGUAAAGAUGUUAUCAAGAGGCAGGACGUCAUCUAUGAGCUGAUCCAGACGGAGCUCCAUCACGUUCGGACCCUGCGGAUCAUGGAUGGGGUGUUCAGGCGGGGUAUGCUGGAGGAGGUGCAGCUGGAGCCGGGGGUCGUGCACGUGCUGUUCCCCUGCCUGGAGCGCUUGCUGACGCUUCACAUGCACUUACUCACGCAGCUCCUCACACGUCGCGCUCACAGCCUGCAACCUGAGAGCACAAACAAUUUCACCAUCACUCAGAUCAGCGAUUUGCUAAUACAACAGUUCUCAGGUCAGUGCGCUGACGAGAUGCUGAAGACGUAUUCUGAGUUCUGCAGUCGUCAUAUGAAGGCUGUCAAACUCUACAAAGAGCUGCUGGCCAGAGACAAGAGACUGCAGCUCUUUAUACGGAGGGUGAGUCGGCGUCCUCUACUGCGUCGUCACGGGUACCAGGAGUGCAUCCUAUUGGUCACUCAGCGCAUCACUAAAUACCCUGUUCUGGUGCAGCGUAUCUAUGACAACACCAAAGACAAUCCAGAGGAAGCUGCAGGUCUGUCUCAGUCACUGUCUUGUAUGCGGGAGCUGCUCUGUUCGGUGGACCAGCAGGUGUUGGAGCUUGAAAGGACACAGCGGCUGCAGGAGAUCCGGUCCAGGGCUGACCCUCGGGCCGAGGCCAAACUUCGCUCCGGAGCCCUGUUCAGACCAGCCGAACUGCUCCGCAGGCAGCUGAUACAUGAAGGCACGCUGCUCUGGAAAACACCCAGCUCUCGCCUCAAAGAUGUUCAGGUUAUGUUGAUGACUGAUAUUCUAGUAUUCUUGCAAGAGAAAGAUCAACGGUUCAUCUUUGCUAGUUUGGAUAAGUCUGCUGUGGUCUCACUGCAGACUCUCUUGGUCCGAGACAUAGCCAAUCAGGAGCGAGGCUUGUUCCUGAUCAGCAGUGAGUCCAGCCCACCUGAGAUGUACGAGCUCUAUGCGGCAUCUAAAGACGACAGAAACACCUGGAUACGGCUCAUACAGCAAACCAUCAGCAGCUGUCCAUCAAGAGAACAAUUCCCUCUUAUAGAAACAGAGGACAAGGCCCUUCUGCGAAGACUCAAAGUGGACAGAUUGACAGAGCUGUUAUUAGGAUCCAAUUUUGAGGUUCCUCUGCCCUGCAGUUCCAACGGCCAUCACAACCACACUGGAGCGCUAGUAAUCAAUGGACAAGAGGUAUUAGUCAAUGGCUCUCAGGAGAACCAAGCUACUCAGGAUGGUAAUGGGAAUCAAAUGGAGGACAAGACACCAAGUGAGGAGGUGUCACAGAGGCUGGUGAAUCUCAGUGCUCAGUUACACGCUUUACAGGGUGUGGUGAUACGACAGGACUCCAUCUUGGAGCUCUGCCUACGAGAGAGCUCUGUCUCCCCGGCCACCGCAGGGGCUCGUACAGUUCGCUCCCUGUCCCGGGAUGGUGCGAGUGACUUUGGCUCGCUGGGAGAGCUGGCCCUGCUUCAACGGCAGCACAGUCUGCUGCAGGAGGAGCUUGUACGCCUCAGGGGAGCCGAGGGAAAACUCAGGCACAGCGAGAGAGCCAGAGCCCAGCUGGAGAAACAGCUCAGGGAUCUUAAGACUAAUAGCGUCACUCUAGGGGAUGGAGCUGGAAAUGCAGGCUCACAGGCCCCAUCAACUCGCAGAGAGAGCGAUACUGACAACCCAUUGGCUAGCCAGGAGUCGAUGGACCAAUCAGACGGCCUGCAGGAAUGCAGUGAUGUGGAAGUGGAUGUGAUAUCUGAUGAAGAUGAUGAUGACGAGGUGGAUUCGAGGGUGUCUCCCCGUUCAGAAAGUCCCAGAGAUCUGCAGGACAUUCCUGAAGAGAGCGAAUGUGCUACAGACCCCCGGGACCGCGAGGUCUCGCACUGCUAAUAUUUCUCAACCCAAGACUUGCCUGUUGUCCGAUGGAACAGACUAUAGACUCCAUGAGGAGGUCUUCCUCCGAACAGGGAAGAUUCUUACUUAGUUUAUGAAUAUUCAUUUCAUUAUAUACAUACAGUAUUUAGUCGUAUCCAGUAAUUUUGCUUAUAGCUUCUGUGUGGCCGUUUAUGACAUGUUAAUAUUCAACAUGUCUUCUUGGAAUCCAAUCAUAUGGCUUUUGACAUCCACGGACCAAUAAGUAUAUGCCAUGCAAAUAAUGGGACUUUGCACUUGAUAACGGCAUGAAAUGGUCUUGGGAUUCAGUAAGAAUCUUAAGAUUAACCAAAUCAACCAAACAUAAGUGAUCCAGCUCAAGGGUACCGGCAGAAACCAGUCAAAUUGAUGUACUGUAUGUGCUUUGUACCGAUUCUACACGUGCUGGAGCACGCAAAACAAGAAUAGAGCUUCUUUUUUAAGUGGAACUUGUUUGUGUGAGAGGUCAUUGUAAAGAAAUGUCUCUUUCUUGCGCUUUAUUUUGAAUUUAUUUAUUUUUCUUUGUUUUAAAUGGAACGUUAAAUUGUCUUUCGAGCAUGCCAGAGCAGUUAGAAAGAAGCCAUAGCUUGAAAUAUACCAACGUAAUAGACUGGGACCAAAACUACUGGCUAAAUAACAAAAAACUAUUUUCAGAGACUUGAGGGCUUUUUUAGGAAGGAAUUAUAUUGCCGUUUAUAGCAAUAUAUAUUAGAAAUAUAUUUACAUCUAUAGCAAAGAACUUAAUAAACCCAGGAAGGUUAUUAUGAUAUUAUAAAUGGUUCCUCAGCCCACAGUGUGCGUUAACGGGGAAUACUUUGUAAAUAUAAGAAGAUUUAUUGACUAAAAUAAAUCACAUCUCCAAAAUUUGCCAGUAACACCAACAACAUUUGAUGUGUCUUACUACAGUUUUGCUUAUGUUUGAAUUUUAAGAAUGUUUUUUGCAAUUACUUGACUGUGUGCCAAAAUUCGCUUGGCUGAAUAUUGCUGAGAUAUAUUAUGCUUUUAUUUUAGUCAGUUCAACAUUUCAGGAAGCAAUGUCUUAGAAAUUAUUGUAGGAUGAUAUUCUUCAUGUUUUGAAGUAACUAUAAGAAACAUAGGAAUUACUCAAGUCACAUCAAAAUGUUUAUAUGAAUCAUGACAGAAACAUUGUUGAAAUGUUCAUACAGUGUUUCAGAUAUAUUGAAGUGGAUAUAGAAUACAGUUGAAGAAUUAAAACUGUUGAUAUACAACAA
Molecule: messenger RNA, 4042 nt
Organism: Sinocyclocheilus grahami
Lineage: Eukaryota; Metazoa; Chordata; Actinopteri; Cypriniformes; Cyprinidae
Product: rho guanine nucleotide exchange factor 2-like
Exons: 21
Coding region: 183-2789 (868 amino acids)
Biological process (GO): actin filament organization; positive regulation of neuron differentiation; cell morphogenesis
Cellular component (GO): ruffle membrane; cytoskeleton
Molecular function (GO): guanyl-nucleotide exchange factor activity; microtubule binding
Source: RefSeq, a predicted model, not a curated record